AUGGCUCUGCUUCGAGCGGGUUACACGGUGAUCGAAAUGUGGGAGUGUGACUGGGACAAGUUGGUGGCCAUGGAUGAAGCUGUCCAACGUUUCCUGACGUCGUUUGAUUUGGUGGCACCCUUGGAACCCCGCGAGGCCUUCUUUGGGGGUCGCACCGGUGCGGUGGCCCUGCAUGCCGUGGCUGGGGAAGGGGAGGAAAUACGAUAUGUGGAUGUCACGUCCCUGUACCCAUGGGUGAAUAAGAACUGCCCUUACCCUAUCGGUCAUCCCCAGAUCAUCACCCAGCCCGCCGACCAGUCUUUGGCGUCCUAUUUUGGUAUUGCUACGGUGGACAUUCUGCCCCCGGCUGGUCUAUUCCACCCGGUCUUGCCUGUACGCUGUGGCCAAAAGCUCACGUUUCCUCUCUGCCGUGCCUGUGUCCAGACAGAGCAAGCCCAACCCAUGUUGACCCGAACCCAGUACUGCCCUCAUUCCGACGCGGAUCGUACACUACGUGGGACCUGGUGCACGCCCGAAUUGGUCAAAGCGGUGGAAAAGGGGUACACCCUGAUCAAAAUCCAUGAAGUCUGGCAUUUUUCCCCCGAGCAACGCCAAACGGGUCUUUUCGCUGAGUACGUCAAUACCUGGCUCAAACUCAAGCAAGAAUCUGCGGGGUGGCCCAGUUGGUGUCAGACCCUCGAGCAGAAACGCGAGUACAUUCAUCGCUACCAGGAACGGGAGGGGAUCCGACUGGACAUUGCCAGUAUUGCCAAAAACCCUGGUCGUAAGGCCACCGCCAAACUCAUGCUGAAUAGUUUCUGGGGCAAGUUUGGCGAGCGGAUCAACAAACCCACCACCGUCACCGUUCAAAACCCCGCCCAUUUGUUCAGCCUCGUUUCCGAUGCGGCUCUUGAUCUCAGUACGCUCCGCCUCUGUACCGACGACAUUUUGGAAGCCGUCUACACCAGUGUCCAAGACAAUGCUGUCAAAGGCACCAAGACCAACAUCUUUGUGGCGGCGUUCACCACGUGUCAUGCCCGAUUGAAACUCUACGAGUCCCUGGACACUUUCCAGCAGCAAGUGCUUUAUUAUGAUACCGACAGUGUAGUGUACAAGUGGCGUCCCGGUCAACCCAGCAUUACCACUGGGGAUUUUCUAGGGGACAUGACGGAUGAAUUGGACGGGGAUGUCAUCACCGAGUUUGUUUCGGGGGGCGCCAAGAAUUAUGGGUACACGACCCGUGGAGGUAAAGUGGUGUGUAAGGUCCGCGGUUUCACGUUGAACGUCCGGGGGUCGGCCAUUCUCAAUUUUCAUACCAUGAAAGAGAACAUUCUCUCAGAAUUAGACUCGCCUCAGGACACUCGUCGAAAUUUGAACAUUGUCAACCCCUAUCAUUUCACACGGGAUUUGGAAAAGAAACACAUUCAAGUGGUUCCGCGCGUGAAGCAGUAUGGAUUGGUGUUUGAUAAGCGUGUCAUUGAUGUGUCUACUCAAUCCAGCUAUCCCUAUGGCUACGAGAGGAUUGGGGACGAAUUGGAUCUUCUAUUAGAUUUGUAA
Porites evermanni is the source of this 1536-nucleotide messenger RNA. The record is from the annotation of a GenBank genome assembly. Lineage: Eukaryota; Metazoa; Cnidaria; Anthozoa; Scleractinia; Poritidae.